Falco peregrinus (peregrine falcon) is the source of this 2437-nucleotide messenger RNA. RefSeq names its product C1q and TNF related 8 (gene C1QTNF8). The transcript is spliced from 4 exons. NCBI's taxonomy places the organism in Eukaryota, Metazoa, Chordata, Aves, Falconiformes, Falconidae. Gene Ontology annotation, molecular function: protein binding. The record is from RefSeq and is a predicted model, not a curated record. The coding region runs from base 484 to 1257 and encodes 257 amino acids.
GGCUCCUGGUGCUCAGCCUAAGUGAGGCAUCUCUGUGGCAUCGUGUCAGAGAGGCAUUGCCCUGUGCUCAGCUCUGGCACCACCGGCAGAGGAGCACCUGAGCUGUCGUGUCUUCAUCUUGGAAAAUGCACAAGUUCCUUCAGUGUUUUGGGCUUUUCUGCAAUAAGUUGCUCAUGAAGAAAUUUUAGAUCCUCCCAGGGAAGAAAAUAACAAAAAUCUGAACAAAUCAUUUCCCGAGGAAGUCCAGUGUCCAGACAAACCUGGCCCUAACGAUGCCUCAUUUCCUGCUGCUGGUGAUGCAGGGAGCUCUGGAGCAGUGAGGAGGUCGAGGCUUGAAAGAAGACAAAAGGUAUUAGAUUUGACUUCACUGCUACCACAAGCAUUAUAUUUGCUUCUCCUCUGAAAUUUGGCUCAAAUCAUUCUUUUCUCCAGAUUGACACAAUCUCGUUCCAAGGAAACCCUUACCAGCUGGCUCCGCUGAAGAUGAGUGCUGUGCUUCUCCUGCUCGUGGUGUCCACCAUGAACGUCAGUGCCCUGCUGGAAAAGGGUCAGCCGAGGCGAGAAGCACGGCGCCUCUCGUGCGUGCGAUGCUGCGGGCCUUCAGAGCAGCCCACCUCCAUCAUCUCCUCACGGUACACAAGGAUGAGCAGCGACCCUGCCUAUUCGGUACCCAAAGUCCAGCCCACUAUAGAUAUCACCAUCCUCAAAGGUGAAAAGGGUGAAAUGGGAGAGAAAGGGUACCCCGGGCCAGUUGGGAAGGAAGGAGAAAGAGGGCUUCGUGGCUUCAAUGGACGGAAGGGACAGAAGGGCCAACCUGGCCCACAAGGCCAUUCCUGCAAGCAGCUGUAUGCUGCCUUCUCUGUGGGUCGGAGAAAACCCCUUCACAGCUCAGACUACUUCCAGCAUGUCACUUUUGACAUAGAGUUCGUGAACCUCUACAAGCACUUCAACAUGUUCUCGGGGAAGUUCUUCUGCUAUGUGGCAGGGAUCUACUACUUCAGCCUCAACGUCCACACCUGGAACUUCAAGGAGACCUACCUGCACUUGAUGAAGAACGAGAAGGAGGUGGCCAUCCUCUAUGCCCAGCCCAGCGAUAGGAGCAUCAUGCAGAGCCAGAGUCUGAUGCUGGACCUGCAGGAGGGAGAGGAGGUCUGGGUGAGGCUGUUCAAGCGGGAGCGAGAAAACGCCAUCUACAGUGAGGAGUCUGAUGUUUAUAUCAUCUUCAACGGCCAUUUAAUCAAGCCAGCCAUAGAGUAGCCAUUUGUCAGCUUUAGGCUCAAAGCUUUGGUAGAUACAUUAGUGUCUCCCCUCUUAGAAACGCAUAUGUCUAGUUCCACUUGGAACGGUUACAGGCCUCCUGGCCUGCUGACAGGGCAGUCUGUCCAUGCCAAGGAGACCUGUGUGGGUGGAGGUGACUGUUUCAAGGCGAUGCAAGCUACACAAGCGCUGAGAAGGCUUCAGCCCCUAUGUGCCCUGGAGAAGACACAUGCAGGAGGCCCUAGUUCUUCAGCCCUGUAUAAAUCCCCAGUAAGAUCCCUAAAAAGUUUGCCAAGCCAGUAGCAAAAAUGUAAUUUCUUUGCUCUGCUUUAGAGAAUACAUUUCAAUUACAUCUGAGGAUCGUCUUCAGAUGCCAGUUAUCUGGGUGCUCAUUAAGGAAUAUCAUUACCUCUAUACCACCACUUGGGUAUCUGUGCAGGGUGCAAUAUUGCUAAUCAGAGCCCACACUCCCCAGCGUCAGGUCUGCUCCACUCAGGUAGGCAACAAUGCACCAGUGUUAAGAACAAUAUUUUGCACAGGACAUUUACUCUAAAUCACAUUUUUUGUUCCAUUUCAUAUAUUAUCGCAUUCUGCAAGCAUAAUACUAGAAUUAGAUAAGUAAUAGCACAUCAGUCUGGCCAAGCUUUUUCAGAGGCACAUAGUUUCAAGCAAAGCUGUAGCCACAUGCUAUAAUUUUGCUAGACCGUACUGCUAGCAAUACUCACACCAGCACAUCCACCACGGCUGGGAAUGUGCGUAUUGCCCAUUUUAAGGAAAAUGGUGAGCCCUGCCUUAGGAUCCAAUUUGAGUGCUCAUUGCCAAGCUGGAAUUUGAGGCCAUGUUCAUGUCUGAUAAUUACCACCUUAAUAGCACCCUCAUUUCUGGAAAGUGCAGAACACUGGAAACUAAAAAGGUGCUUUACUGCAGUGAUAUUUUAGGGGAUUUGGUUUCUUUUUUCCUAAAACGUUAUUGACGUAACAGGGGAAAGGUACAUGCAGCAGCAAGAAACAUCAUUUCCCCCAGUUCCCUCUUACCCAUUCCCCCAGUCUGUUUGCAUCCCCAGCCAUUUGUAUGAAGGAUGCAUGGAAAGCUCUCGCUAGGCAAACCGCUUCACUGCUGUACCUCGCCUUUCCACAGCUGUUUGGAAAAGUAGCUGAAAUAAAGAUAUUGCUUGAGUACA